Molecule: messenger RNA, 786 nt
Organism: Carassius carassius (crucian carp)
Lineage: Eukaryota; Metazoa; Chordata; Actinopteri; Cypriniformes; Cyprinidae
Product: sodium channel protein type 4 subunit alpha A-like
Exons: 3
Coding region: 376-786 (136 amino acids)
Biological process (GO): sodium ion transmembrane transport; neuronal action potential; membrane depolarization during action potential
Cellular component (GO): plasma membrane; voltage-gated sodium channel complex; axon
Molecular function (GO): voltage-gated sodium channel activity
Source: RefSeq, a predicted model, not a curated record
CAGUAUAAAACCUUGCUCCUGUGGGUAAAAUCCUUCUCCAUAGGCGAUACAGACAUUAUUAUUCAGUAAAACAACGCAUAAAAGCAUCUGCCCAGGAAAGAUAAAGUAGAAAUAGAAGUUUUAUUUUUUUUUUCAGAACCCUCGUAUGAUCAGUGAUGAUCCUCUAUACCUGCGGCUCAAUCUCAGGUUUCAUUCAAGACGUUCAUGCGUCAGCAACAGCUGUCCUGGAGCUCGUGCUGGCCCCGGUUCACAAAGACAGACUUCAGCCUGAAGGAAGACCAAACACUGAAGGUUUUGUGGAAAUAUUUGCCUCACUGUGACAGGAGCUUGGUGUAGAGAUUCCCCGUUGUGGUGGUAUCUCUUCGCGAUGCCAAGAUGGCAAGCCUGCUCCCUCCCACAGGCACCAACGUUUUCCGACGAUUCACCCCGGAGUCGCUGGCGGAGAUCGACAGGCUCAUCCAGGAGAGGAGCACCAGAGAGGAUGUAGAGGGGGUUGAGGAGGUGCCAAAGGCACCGAGCAUUGAUCUGGAGGCAGGAAAGGGCCUCCCAAUGAUCUAUGGUGACCCACCAAAGGAUCUCCUCAACACUCCUCUCGAGGACCUAGACCCCUUCUAUAAAACACAGAAAACUUUUAUCGUCAUAAGUAAGGGAAACACAAUCUUCAGGUUCACUGCUGAACCAGCACUGUUUUGUAUCAGUCCUUUCAGUCUUGUCAGAAGAGGAGCCAUCAAAAUUCUUAUACAUUCAUAUCCUUCUCAUGCCGUCAUAUUGAUAGCAUUUUGGUAA